AUGUUAGACCCUGCUUGUUCUGUGGAGCUAGAGAAUGUUUUUGGCCCCAUAGUUGCCUCAUCAUGUUUGCAUGGCUUUGACUUCACUCUCCUCUUCGAAGAGACCAUCCUGACUCUGCUACCACUUGGUCUGGUGUUGAUAAUUGCGUCAAUUCGCAUUUGGAAACUCCAUGGAGUUACGGAAAAAGUGAACCGAUCGUGGUCAUAUGCCGCGAAAGAGUUCUCUUGGCUGCUCUACUCCUCAUGCCAUCUGGGGUCGUUGGUUCUUUGGAGACAUCCAGAUGCUCCUAAAACCAGCGCAACUCUAGCCACCGAGGCUGUCACGAUCUGUGCCUCGUUGGUUCUGCUCUACCUCUCCCAUCUGGAGCAUCUCCGCUCCAUUCGUCCGUCCACCAUUUUGAACUCAUUCCUUGUCUUCACGUUGCUGUUAGAUCUACCUCGCCUACGGACGUUGUAUUUUAUGCCUGAGACUCGGUCGGUGUUUUCGGUGCUCGCGAUAUCAUGGACGAUCAAGUCAAUCACCCUCUUUUUAGAGGCGGCGGAGAAGCGACCCUUGCUGAAAAAGGCUUAUGAGCAAAGUCCCAUUGAGUCGACCAGUGGUGUGCUCAGCCGCGUUACCUUCUGGUGGUUAAAUCCUGUCCUUUGGCUUGGAUCGAAGUCCCAAUUGACCGUGGAGAGCCUCCCUGCACUUGAUCAUGAUAUCCAAGCCGCAUCGGAUUCUACUAUACUCUCGGAGAAAUGGCGCAACGCCAAUCAAUAUAACUCGAAUGCAUUGUUGUGGAUAAUGAUAUCGCAUUAUAAAUGGGCCUUCCUGCGGGGUGUUCUUCCCCGGCUUCUGCACACCGGCUUCUGUUUCGGCCAGCCCUUCCUCGUGGAGCGCGUGCUAAACUUCAUGACCGAGCCGGAACAUGUCAACUCGACGAACUACGCACGGGGGCUCGUUGCCGCUUAUGCCAUUGUGUACAUCGGCAUCGCGAUUUCUCGUUCCGCAUACGAGCACCAGACGAACCGGAUAAUUGCUAUGGUGCGAGGGAGCUUGGUAACGCUCAUCUUUGAGAAGACUUUGCGAAUGAGCACCUCUGCUGUUGCGGACUCCGGUGCGAUCACUCUGAUGAGUACAGAUAUUGAACGCAUUAGCGGUUGCCUACGUGAGAUUCACGAAGUAUACUGCAGUCUCAUCGAGAUUGCCGUCGCAUUGUGGUUGCUUGCACGGCUUUUGAAGCUGGCGGUCAUCUCAUCAACCGUCUUUGUGAUCUUAUGUCUGAUAGCGGGUGUGCCCCUGGCUGUCUCCUGUGGCGAGGCACAGGGGGUUUGGCUGGAAGCUGUCGAAGAACGCGUUGCAGUGACUUCUAGAGUUCUAGGUGUCAUGAAAAGUGUCAAAAUGACGGGCUUGACAGAAACCAUUUCCAACAGUCUUCGAGAUCUACGGUCAGCCGAGAUUGAUUCUUCGUUCAAAUUCCGCCUUUACGAAGCAUUGGGGGUCACACUUUCUUUUGCAUCGUCGACACUCUCGCCGGUAUUUGGAUUCGGUGCCUAUAUCCUGAUUGCGCGCGCAAAUGAUUCAAAUACACUCACGAAUGGGCUGGCUUUUUCCGCGCUGACACUUUUCUCGAUAUUGGAUAUGCCUAUGGGCUCUAUCGUCAAUGGCUCGGAAGACUCCUUGGCGGUAGUAAAUUGCUUCCAGCGAAUUCAAAAGCACUUACUUGAGAAGGAAAAGACAGAUUACAGGCUGAGCCAUGGCUCUCAGCAUCCACCAUCGGUGCCACCGGCGACUGCGGCUCGUCUUGUUGACAUUGAUGUUACAACUGAGCAACAUUCCAUGGAGCCCUGUACAACCAUGAGAAACCUCUCUGCCUCUUGGUCUGUCGAUACCGAGUCAGUUCUCAAGGAUCUCAAUCUUGACAUUCCUUCAUCUGAAACCACAAUGAUCGUUGGACCUGUCGGUAGUGGGAAAUCUUCUUUCCUUCGGGUUCUGCUUGGGGAAAUUCCCGAAUGCUCUGGCACAAUAUCUACCAACUUUACACAUGCAGCUUACUGCAAUCAGUCACCAUGGAUUACUUUUGGAACAAUCCAGGAAAACAUCAUUGGCGGCUCAUCAUGGAACCAAGCGCUCUACAACCAGAUCGUCAAAGUCUGCGCCCUUGAAACUGACUUCCAGCAACUUCCAUCAGGGGACCAAACUAAAGUGGGUGUUCGCGGAUCUAGACUCAGUGGUGGACAGCAAAUGAGAGUGGCACUCGCGCGGGCGCUUUACUCCAAGGAGCAAGUUCUGAUUCUGGAUGAUGCUCUUACUGGUCUGGACCGCGAGACCGAGAAGCUGAUUUUGGAAAAUGUCUUUGCUGCCAAAGGCAUCAUCAAAGAGUCUCGCCGAACAGUGAUCAUGGCAACAAAUUCAGCACAUCAUCUUCUCUACGCAGAUAAUAUCAUUGCACUUGAUGCAAGUGGAAGAGUGAUUGAGCAAGGACGCUAUCAGGAUCUCAUGAAUGCUGGCGGAUAUGUUAGCACCAUUUCGGGAAGUUCCAAGGCGCCAAGUACCACUCGUGCUCCUGAUAUGACUAUAGAGCAAGAAACUCUUCAGGGACUGAGCAUCGAAGAAGAUCAAGAGGGAGACUCUGGUCGCAGAACUGGCGACCUCACAGUCUACACCUUCUACUUCCAAAAUAUCGGCUGGCCACUUCUGCUGACCUUCAUUGCAUGCUGUGUUCUGUUUAUUCUCGGAUUGAGCUUCCCGCAAAUAUGGCUUCAAUGGUGGACUCGGGCCAACGAGCAGCAUCCAAAUCAGCAUGUCUGGUACUGGCUUUCUGUUUAUGCAGCACUUGGUCUGUUUUCUCUUUUCUCGGCCUUCUUAGGCUCAUGGGUUAUCAUCAUGAUCAUCCAGCCCAAAGCAUCUCGAAAAUUCCAUGAGAUUCUUUUGCGGACUACAAUGAGCGCCACAACCUCAUUCUUGACCUCUACAGAUGCAGGAACUACUACCAACAGUCAAGACCUGGAGCUCAUUGAUGGGGAGCUCCCAUGUGCUCUAGAGCUUACUAUCAAUGCGGCCCUCAGUUGUGUCAUUGAGGGUUUCCUUGUAUUCUUCGGCUCAUCUUACCUCACAGCGGCGGCGAUCCCAUUCUGCGUUCUAGCAGUAUACUAUGUGGCAACCUUUUACGUUCAAACUUCACGCCAAAUGCGACUUUUGGAUAUUGAGAAGAAGGCACCUUUGUUCUCCCAGUUCCUGGAGACUCUAGGCGGCUUGUCCAGUAUUCGAGCCUACGGCUGGGAGGGCGAUUACCAACGCCGCAAUCAAAUCGCACUCGAAGCCUCUCAACGCCCUUUCUAUAUGCUUUAUUGCAUCCAGCGGUGGAUUACACUCGUUUUAGAUUUGCUGGUGGCGGCCAUUGCCGUUAUUGUCAUCUCUGUGGCCCUUUCCUUGAGAGGCAACGCAUCUAUGAACUUGUUGGGCAUCGCCCUUUUCAACAUUGUCAACUUCAGUGCCACAUUGCAAUCGCUUGUGAAGAAUUGGAUUGAACUAGAGACUUCUAUUGGUGCUGUCUCUCGGAUACGAUCCUAUGAGCAGCAAACUUUAACCGAGGAUCUGGAUUCUGAAACGCAGAUUGUUGCCGAAGAUUGGCCUCAAAAAGGCUGUGUUGAGAUUCACAAUCUAUCAGCAUCUUAUGAGGUUACAUCAGAGCCAGUACUGAAGGAGAUAGAUCUUAAAGUGUCUCAUGGUGAAAAGGUUGCCCUGUGUGGCAGAACUGGCAGUGGCAAAUCGUCACUUGUGUCAGCAUUACUUCGAAUACUUGAGCCGAGUUGCGGCUCCAUCUUUAUUGACAACACAGACAUUUCGAGGAUGUCCAGAGCAAACGUUCGCUCAAAAAUCAACACCAUCCCACAGCAGCCAUUUUUCCUCCGCGGAUCGAUACGACUCAACGCCAACCCAGAAGAAAAUGUCACUGAUGACACAAUCAUUGAGUGUCUCCAAAUAGUCAAGCUAUGGUCACUCAUCGAGUCUAAAGGCGGACUGGAUGCCGAUUGGUCGGACGACCUUCUGUCCCAUGGACAACAGCAGCUCUUCUGUCUUGCGCGUGCUAUGUGCAAGUCUAGCAAUCUCCUCGUCAUGGAUGAGGCUACCAGCAGGUACGCGAAGAUAUCCCAAAGUAUUGAAACAUAUGCUGACGCUCCGCGAAGUGUGGACGCUGAAACAGAUACCCUCAUGCAACGUGUUAUUCGGGAGCAAUUCAAGGACCGGACUAUCAUUGCUAUUGUGCAUAAACUGCAUACUGUUUUGGACUUUGACAAAAUUGCCGUCAUGGACAAUGGUCGGAUCGUGGAAUUCGAUUCACCGGCGGCGCUUCUUUCCAAAGAAGGCUCGGCUUUCAAAUCAUUGUAUGAGAGCUUUCAUCAUGAUGCUGAUAUCUAG
This is a messenger RNA of Penicillium olsonii, 4401 nucleotides long. The record is from the annotation of a GenBank genome assembly. Lineage: Eukaryota; Fungi; Ascomycota; Eurotiomycetes; Eurotiales; Aspergillaceae.